Eriocheir sinensis (Chinese mitten crab) is the source of this 4877-nucleotide messenger RNA. It is a transcript of the gene Efa6, whose product is annotated as PH and SEC7 domain-containing protein-like. Lineage: Eukaryota; Metazoa; Arthropoda; Malacostraca; Decapoda; Varunidae. Gene Ontology annotation, biological process: regulation of ARF protein signal transduction. The coding region runs from base 46 to 3849 and encodes 1267 amino acids. The record is from RefSeq and is a predicted model, not a curated record. Gene Ontology annotation, molecular function: protein binding; guanyl-nucleotide exchange factor activity; phospholipid binding. The transcript has 12 exons.
GGAGGUGUUGCCAGGCCUAGCAGACGAAGCCCAGGCCCAGGGAAGAUGGCCGCCCUUGUCAAGGAUGUGCGGCUGAGGCGGAGCGAAACCUGCGGCUUCGGCUUCUCUAUCCUCGGAGGCGCCGGCUCGGAGCUCCCGCCGAUCAUUUACGACAUCAUUGAAGGCUCGCCGGCCGCUAACUCCUGCCAGCUGGCUCCAGGUGACAUCAUUUGGGAGGUCAAUGGGCAAGAGGUUGUUUCUUUCACCACAAAGGAAGUGCUCAAUUGUCUUCGCCUGUCGUCCACAGAAGUCACAUUAAAACUAAAAACAGAUGCCUCAGUGCAGGAGCGUGUGCGUCAGUACCUUGCAACGCCCAACAACUCUGAGGUUUUGAGGGCGGCCAUCACCCAGGACGACCUUCAGGGGGUCAAACACAUCAAGGCCAAAAAGUCAGCCAGCCAGACACCCCCCGAGCAGUCCUCAUCCACCCCACCUUCCCUUCCCAGCCCCACCCUGUCGGACGCCUCGGACCGCACCUCCCUCAGCCACGGCUCCAACCACACCGCCUCGGAGAACGGCUUCCACUCCAGGGACCGGACGGCAGCGGAAAAUGAGCGCAACUCCCUGAAGAAGCCCAAAAGUGAGGCCUACUUGAUGACAGGUGACCUCAUCCUGAACCUCUCGCGGACUUCCCACGACGCCAGCUGGCUCCCACAGCAAAAAACUGUUGACGACCUGCGUAAGUCAGGCAGCUCAAGCGUGCCCACCAGCCCCAAUGAGGCCAAUGUCUGUGGGGGCCGGCUGGUCAAGCGUGACCUGGGAAGUCCGCUGAGUCUGUGUUCGCCCGUGUCCAUCGAUAACCAUGCUAGCGGUGCCGUGAAGUUCACUUACCCUCCAGCCGGGUCCUCCGUCAGGAUAUCCAAGUCGGAGGACCACCUGCAGUACCAGAAGGAUGGUAAUAUGUGUGCUGUUAACAUAGAGCUUGAGGAUGAUGUGACGUCUUCACUAAACACUCUCCUGGACACCUGUGACGACCCCAGGUCCUCCCCCUUGCCCCCCCCACACGAGGAUCGCAUCAUAUGGACCUUUAAUGCCCCUCGCACCACCUCCCCAGACAGUGUUCGGUCAAGCCAUGACUCUGACAGCCCCCUGAUCAGGUCCCCCUCCCCAGUGUCCCCCCAGUCCCCCACCUCCUCCAUGCAGUACUCAUGCAGCGGAGUGUACGACAAGAUGUGCAGUGGCCGGGACUCCAUGGGCAGCUCUAACAGGUCAGACAACGUGUGCUCUAACAGCUCCAGCCUAACCAGUCCAGACACAGACGUUCCAGACGAGUUGGAGUGGGACGACACCACCCCCACCCUGCACCUCUCCUCCCCCUAUACUAACACAUUCGGCAACAAGGACCUCCUCCCCAACGGGCACGGGAUGGCCACCACCGAGGGCGGCCGUGCCUCGGACAAGGCCAGGGCCAGACGAGUGGAUGAAAACCGCAUAGUGAUCAAGGUGGAGGGGCCGGAUGCAGCCCCAGGGAGCAGGCGGCGUCCCCAGCACCUCCAGAAGUCGGCCGAUGAUCCGUUCCCGCCCCAGGACGAGGCGAAUCGUGACCCCGACCUCACCCCUACUAACACGCGCCCCACCACCCCCGGCUCCGGCACGCUCUCCCCUGACACCCUUGCCUAUCAGGAGCUACGGGAGUCUGAGGAUGAAAUUACAUGUCUUUCAGAGGAGGAUGGGACAGGCAAGGCAUCCUCUGUGCGCACCUCCAGCACCACCUCGCCCCCCCUGAGCGAGGACGAGAGUGACAUUGACUCCCUGCACAGCUUCCACUACAGCCCCAAGGCCGUGGACAUCCCCUCGGCGGUCCGGCUGGCCAAGCGGCUCAUCACCCUGGAUGGCUUCAAGAAGUCUGAUGUCUCGAGGCACCUCUCAAAGAACAAUGAAUUCAGCAGAGCAGUGGCAGAAGAGUACCUCAACUACUUUGACUUCCGGGGCGACACGCUGGACAAAGCUCUGCGGAAGUUCCUGGACCGCUUCUGCCUGGCGGGGGAGACUCAGGAGAGGGAGCGAGUCUUGGUUCACUUCUCACACCGCUUCCUAGAAUGCAACCCUGGAACCUUCAACUCCCAAGACGCUGUGCAUACCCUCACCUGUGCCCUGAUGCUGCUCAACACCGACCUCCACGGUCAAAACGUGGGGCGGAAGAUGACCUGUAACGAGUUCAUCGAUAACUUGGCGGAGCUGAAUGAUGGCGAGAACUUUCCAAGGGAGGUCCUCAAGUCUCUCUACCAUGCAAUAAGGAAUCGGCCUCUUCAGUGGGCCAUGGACAGUGAAGGGGACGGAGAGGUGACGGCCGGGGGUAAGGCUGGCGGCAGUGAACCGGAGAUGGCAGUGGGCAGCAAUCCCUUCCUCACGCCACCCUCGGGCAGCGGUGUGCUCUACAAGAAGGGCUACAUCAUGCGGAAGUGCUGCACGGACCCCAACGGAAAGAAGACGGCCUUUGGGAAGCGCUCGUGGAAGAUGUGGUUCUGUGUGAUUCAGGACUUGGUGCUUUACCUCCACAAGGACGAGCAGGGUGCCAGGCGGGGGCCACAACACGCCCAGCUGGGACACAAUGCGCUGCGCCUCCACCACUCGCUGGCCACGCGCGCCCACGACUACUCCAAAAAGGAACACGUCUUUCGGUUGCAGACGGCUGACCAGGCGGAGUACUUGCUUCAAACCAGUGACAGCAAGGAACUCCAGGCUUGGAUCGAUACCAUCAACCUCGUCGCCGCCAGCCUCUCCGCCGCACCGCUGCCGGGCGCCGUGGGCUCCCAACGGAAGUUCCAGCGGCCUUUGCUUCCCUGCAGCAUCACCAAGCUGAACAUGAGUGAGCAGCUGGAGGAUCACACGAAGCGCCUGACCCAGCUGGAGCAGGAGCUGGAGGACCACAAGGCCCACCCGCCGGAGAAGAACAGCAGGGCGCACUCCAUGUCCAACUACCGGGAGAAGGAAGCCUAUCUCAUCAAGGAGGUCAAGAGGUACAGGACAUACGUUUACCUCCUGCGGUCUAAGCUGAGCACCCAGUCGCCCGGCCAGCAGCAGCAGCAGCAAGGGGGAGCCACAGGGGAGUCAGGGGAGCUGCCGGUUUUUGAGGUUCACCCGCCAGGGGAGGAGGGGCAGGAGGGGGUGGAGCGGGGCGGUGCCAGAGUGGUGCCGCCGCCCAUCCCGGAGAGAGCGCGGCCCAGCGACAGCUCUUGUGAGGAACCUGAAGAGAUGACGGAGACUCCAUCAGCUGGUGCUUCAAGAGAGGAUAAAGAAGACACGUCCUCAUUAAAGAAGGCUCUAGAAAGGGAGAAUCUGAUGGAAGACGAGGACAGUAAGAGUAACAAAGGGACGCUGAAGAGCAAGAGCAAGCAGGAGAAAGAGAAACGCAGACUGAUGAAGGAGACGGAAAGGUUCCUGAAGGAAAUGGAAAAGAGGGAGAAGGAGGCAGAGAAGAAAGAAAAGAAGAAGGAUCAGGAGCAGAAGGAGAAAGAACCAGACAAACAAUCCAAAAAGCAAACAGAGAAACAGAAGAAAGAAGAAAAGUUGAGCCAAACCAAUGAUGAAGGAUUGCAGGAAAAGGAGAAAGCAGAGGAGACGUCCCAAAAGCAGGAUUCAGAUACAAAAAAGGAGACUGAAAAACCAGGAGAGGCCAGGAUGGGCACCCUAAAUCGCCUCUCUGCCUUAUUCAAAUUCAGCAAAUUAAACUGGACUAGUUAUGCAUGUGAGGAAGAGGAAGACGACAAAGAAAGCACCAGCAAGUCUCCCAAGCCUCCUCCUCUCCCUCCCAAGCCUCACCCCAACUCUCCAGUCAUGAAAAAUUUAGGGACACGAAUUGAUAUAUGAUAAGGGAUUAGCCAGAGGUUAUUUUUUUGCGCAUUUUGUAUUGCUCACUCUAUUUAUUUGCUCAUUCUUGAGUUUAUUCAUGCUGUCAUUUGCAUGUAGUGAUUCCAAAGACUAUUUACACUUAGAGGAGUUUUUGGCUCAAGCUUCUUAGUGAGAAACAUUGCCAAUUUAAUUUUGUUGUCCAUAGUUUCUGCUGUGCUGAGUGGCCAAAUGUCCUUACACAUAUAAUACAGUUUUGUUAUGUACAGGAGAGUUCUAUACAAACUAUCCAAACAUCUCAGUUUUCAGAAAUAUUUUCCAGAAUGAAAGGGGACAGAUGUUGUUUUGCUUUUCAAGAGAUUUCAAAAGUUUGAUGAACUAUAUUUUCUGAUAAUUGUGUUUGAACUUUCACAGAAAAGGUAUUAUGUUGCUUGCUUGUAUCUGUUGCUGCUGUAAGAUGUUAGCUGAGGGUCUGCUCAGCACAGCAUCUGAUUAGUGUGCAGGGAACAUGAGCUGAAGCAGAAGGCUUGUACAGGCAUGUCACUCACUGGCAGCGUCUCCAUCCAUAGAAUCGUGCAUAUUGGGAAUAUGCAGUAAUGUCUUAAAAUGAGUAAUGAAAUUAAAGCUUUUAUAUCACUAUUUUAAAAUGAGUAAUAAUAUCAAAGCUUGUACAUUAGUAUUUAAAAAUGGGUAAUGAUAUUUAAGCCUUUACAUUAGUAUUUUAAAAUGAGUAUGGAAAUUUAAGGUUUCACAUUAGAAAAUUUGGCCAUAAAUGCAACUGUUCACUUAAUGAGGCAAGGCAAGGCUCUCUGGAAGGACAUGAGGGAGCACGACCCUCCAGCGGCUCAGGGAAAUUAAUCCUUUGACUGAUGUCUUGUACAUUCCUUCACAUUUUUAUGCUCUUGAGUAUUUUCAUCAAUUAGGUAAAAAUGCAUAUCAAGCAAUGGACAGCCACAAUGCAGAUAAGCUUUUGUAGAUAAAUAUAUGCCAUUUUCUUCCAUGGAUUUAAAUAUUGCUAAUAUGAAAAUGUAGUCUUUACAAAAAAAUCA